Molecule: messenger RNA, 1433 nt
Organism: Aspergillus japonicus CBS 114.51
Lineage: Eukaryota; Fungi; Ascomycota; Eurotiomycetes; Eurotiales; Aspergillaceae
Exons: 1
Coding region: 241-1311 (356 amino acids)
Biological process (GO): lipid metabolic process
Molecular function (GO): phosphoric diester hydrolase activity
Source: RefSeq, a predicted model, not a curated record
GAUGGACGACUCCCAGGUUGAGACUCUACCACUAGACAACUUGAAAAAGAAGUCAGCCAGUGGCAGGCGAUCUGUAGGACCUCUUGGACUAUUUCGCAGCUUCUACACUCAAAGGACGAGACCUCGUCGCUCCUUCCCUGCACGCCCGCUCUCCCGAAAAGCUCGAAUCAUCCACGCUUUGCGGCGGCUAUUCUGUGGCGUGGUGUUCGUUCUGUGAGUGUAUCUGACCUCUGAGACUGAAUGUAUGUCUCUCCGACCACUGACACCGGAUCCUUCUACAGCGGCACGUUCAAGCUCGCCUCCAUCACCUGGACCGGCCUGGUAUACCUCUUCCCGGACGACCUCGACGCCCGUCUCGACGCGUGGCUCGUCCCCGGCGGGCGGCCCUCGAUCUUCUCGCACUGGACCACGCACGGGGUGGAGCCCGUCCACUGCCACUCGCACAACGACUACUGGCGCGACGUGCCGCUCUACUCGGCCCUGCGCGCGGGCUGCAUCGGCGUGGAGGCCGACAUCUGGCCGUCCAACCGCGACCUGCUGGUCGGCCACACGCCGUUCACGCUGCACCCGGACCUAACCCUGCGCAGCCUCUACCUCGACCCGCUGCUCGACCUGCUCCAGAAGCAUAACACGCGCAGCAGCCAGCUCCAGCCCGCCAACCAUGCCACCCACCACCCGCCCGCGGGCGUCUUCGCCACCGACCCCUCCCAGACCCUCGUCCUGCUGAUCGACUUCAAGACCGACGGCGAGGAGCUGUGGGACCCCGUGCUGGCGCAGCUGCAGCCCCUGCGCGCCGGCGGGUUUUUGACGCACUACAACGGCACGGCGGUCGUCGAGCGGCCCCUCACCAUCGUCGCCACGGGCGAUGUCCCCUUCCAUCGGGUCGUCGCCAACACGACCUACCGCGAUGUCUUCUACGAUGCGCCGCUCGACCAGCUGGAAGCGUCGGGAAGCAGUGUAAACGGCUCGCCUUCAGCGACAUCGCAAGUCACCAACGACGACGACGACGACGACGACGACUACACCCGCGCGAACAGCUACUACGCCUCCGUGAACUUCCGGCGGACGAUCGGGAGCCUCGCCGGCAAUCGGUUCUCGGAGGAGCAGUUGGCCCGGGUGCGCGCGCAGGUCGCCGCCGCGCACGCCCGCGGGCUGAGGGUGCGGUACUGGGGCACGCCCGGGUGGCCGCGGGGGCUGCGGAAUCAUGUUUGGCAUGUGUUGGUCAGGGAGGGGGUCGACCUGAUCAAUGUGGAUGAUUUGUACGAGGCGACGCGGCAGGAUUGGCGGAAGCAUCGGAGUUGGGGGUUGUGAUCGGGCUUUGGAGGAAUGAGAUGAGGUUGCGUAUCUACUUGCUUUGCUUGGGUGAAUAUAUCAAAUAACUCUCAGAGGAGGUUUUAUUUUAGUAUCUGAACUUAGCGCAAACGUCAAUGGUG